Messenger RNA from Zingiber officinale, 3762 nucleotides. RefSeq names its product disease resistance protein RGA2-like. The record is from RefSeq and is a predicted model, not a curated record. Gene Ontology annotation, molecular function: protein binding; ADP binding. Bases 5 to 3679 code for a protein of 1224 amino acids. The transcript has a single exon. NCBI's taxonomy places the organism in Eukaryota, Viridiplantae, Streptophyta, Magnoliopsida, Zingiberales, Zingiberaceae. Gene Ontology annotation, biological process: defense response to other organism.
CUUAAUGGAGUCCCGAUCCUUUUUAAUAAUUCAUCAAAAGGAAGACUUCAAGGAGUCGUCGCCUUGCAAAUUAUUGCUUCUCUUUUCUUUCUCCUCCAAGCUCUUGUUAACCAGAGCCACACUAACCAACUUCUGCAUCCUUAAUUCAUCCGGAGCUAUGGAAGCAGCUUUGGUAGCCACAGCUCGCUUUGUGGCGGACAAGGUGACAAUUCUCGUCCAACUCGACGAGAAACUCAAGGCAAUGACUGACAUCAAAAAGAAGAUGGAGAAGCUCAAGAAGUUGUCCACGAUCAUUGACAUGGUGAUCCAAGGAGUCGAGUCCCUCCGUUCUACUGAAGAUACUGUGAAGGUCUUGCUGAAGGAGCUCAAAUACUUGGCCUACGAUCUUGAGGAUGUUUUGGAUUACUAUGACACCAAAGUCUUGCAGAUGCAAAGAUCAAGAUCUCCUUUUAAGCGGGUGCGUCAUUCCUUCCCUUCCAAUAACCAAGUUGUGUUUAGGAGUAGGAUGGUGGGUGUCAUGAUAAAAGCUUCUGUUAAGCGGGUGCGUGAUUCCUUCUCUUUUAAUCAAGUUGUGUUUAAGAGUUGGAUGGGUGGCAAGAUAAAAGCAGUAACAGAUAGUCUGGAUUCUAUUUUGUCACAAAAGUCCAUUCUUCAAAAUUUGCCACAAGACAGUAUCCCCAUGUCAGAAUUAAGUCUCCGCAUGUCAGAAAUAAGUCUCACCCACUCCCGCAAUAGUUGGGAUGUUAAGGGAAGAGAUGAAGAGAAGAAGAUGAUCAUUGACAUGUUAACAGAAGAUGAUGAUGAUGAAAGCAACGAUGGAACGUUGAAGGUCAUUGCCAUCAUUGGGAUGGGUGGCCUGGGGAAGACUACACUUGCUCAGCUUGUUUACAAUGAUCAGAGGGUGCAAGCCUAUUUUGCAAGUUCAACAAUGUGGACAGUUGUUGGGGCUGAAUUUAAUCCUGUAAAGAUAAUGAAAUCUGUUUUAGAACAGGCUACUAAUGCAUCGGUCAGCAUCUUAGAAAUGGAUUUAGUGAUGCGGAACCUAGAAAACUUAUUAUCUAGGAAGAGAUUUCUGCUAGUGUUGGAUGAUGUAUGGAAUGAAGAUCCAGAUGAGUGGGGUAAACUGAAAGCAGCCUUAAAGUUUGGGGCAAGAGGAAGUAAAAUUUUGGUGACAACCCGUAGCCAACAGGUCUCUAAAAUUAUGGACACAUCCAAUACUACCCACCAAAUACAACAGUUGUCCGAAGAUGAUUGUUUAUCUUUGUUUCAACAAUUUGCAUUUGGAGACGAAGCACCCGAUCAAAAGUUGAUGAAAAUUGGUAAAAAGAUUGUUAAGAAAUGCCGCGGUGUGCCCUUGGCUGCCAUAUCUCUUGGUAGCAUGCUCCGUGGUCGAUAUGAGACUUAUUGGUCCUCGGUAUCGAAGAGUGAAAUAUGGAAGCUCAAAAAUAAGGAAGAAGAGAAAUUGUUUGCUAUACUAAAGUUGAGCUAUAAUGUUCUCCCUCUACCGUCAAAGAAGUGUUUUGCAUUUGGCUCCUUAUUCCCGAAAGAUUUUAAGAUGCAAAAGGAGAAAUUGAUAAAGCUGUGGAUAGCAAAUGGUUUUGCAAGUUCAGAAGGAAAUUUUGAAGCUGAAACAGUGGGCAACUGCAUCUUUGAUGAUCUUGUGUCCAGAUCAUUUAUUCUCUUGGCCCCUGUUCAAUAUGAUCCUGAUGUAACCGAGUGCAUGAUGCAUGAUUUGAUGCAUGAUCUGGCACGAUCAGUAUCUUCAGAUGCAUAUUGGAAUUCUUAUCAAGACUUGGUGGAAGUUAUUGGAAAACGAACAUAUCAUUUGCAAGUAGUCGAAGGAAAGCUGCCAGACAUGACUCAGGUCUUAGACAAGAAACCAUUGUACUUGCGCACCUUUAUGGCCCUUAUGCCCGGAUAUUCAUCUUCAUUGAGCAUUAAUCUACUUAAAGUCUUCUCAAAACUGAAAUAUUUGCGGGUGUUAGAUUUAACUGGUUGUGGCAUCAGGGAGAUACCGACGUCAAUAGAAAAUUUGAUACAUUUGAGGUACCUCAACUUAUAUUACAAUAAAAUUGAAGUUCUACCCGACUCCAUAACCCUUCUCCCCAAUUUACAAUAUCUCAAUCUCGGUUUCAAUCACGAACUUCGACGGCUACCAAAGAAGUUAGGGAAUAUGCAAAACCUUCGGGAUCUUGAUUUACAAAAUGAUUUUAGAUUGACAAAGAUUCCCUGUGGAUUAUCUCGACUAACUAACCUUCGAAGUUUACCUGUCUUUAUUGCUGGAGACGGAACUGACGCAUGCUCAAUUUUAGAACUUGAGGAUUUGAAACUUUGUGGAGAAAUGCAAAUUAGAAUUUCCCAUGAUUUUAAGAAUUAUUCUCGUAGUGGAAGAAAAAUCUUGAAGAAUACAGAUCUUAAUGAACUACACAUAGAGUUUCAUGGUUCAGCAAGUUAUCACAAGGACAUGUUGGAUGAUCUUUGUCCCAACACAACCUUAAAGAAGUUGGAGAUAACGAACUAUGAUAGCCCACAAUUUCCAACAUGGAUGAAAGAGUUACAACUGCCAAAUUUGGUUGAAGUUGACCUCCACGGUAUUUGUGGGCAUAUUCCUCAGUUUCGAAAUCUGCAGUUUCUUACGACGCUUAGGUUCUCUAUGCAUGGCAUUACACACCUGGGCGCUGAGUUCCAUGGGUCAGGAGGCUUUCCAUCCCUUCAAGAACUAUACUUGGAUGAUAUGAAUGAUUUAGAGGAAUGGUCAGAGUUUCAUGGUGCCAAUGAAUUGUUCCCUUUAUUAAAGACGUUGUGUAUUAUCAAUUGUCUUAAAUUGAAAAGUAUGCCGAAACUUCCUACAAUCCAAGAGCUUGAGAUAUCAUGCUGCAAUGAGAGCCUACUCUCAUGCAUCGGAAGGCUGACUUCUCUUUUUAUUCUCAGAGUGAAGGAGAUGGACGACAUGACAUGUCUUCCAAGUGGCUGCAUCAGAAAUCUCACAUCCUUGACGGAAUUAGAAAUUAUAUUAUGCCCACAACUCCAAUCUCUUCCUGGGGAUGAAAUGCAGCACCUAGAAAUGCUUCAAUCACUAACCAUUGAAGGGUGUGAUAAUUUGACAUCCUUCCCGUCAGAAGUGGGGUGUCUUAGUUCUUUUUGUUUUCUACAGCUCUCAUGUUGUCCAAGUGUAAUAUUGCAGCCAGAAGAACUCGUACAAAUCUUGAAUUCAAUAGAUGAGUUCCAAAUACAGAUUUGUUGCAACAAAGUCAAUUUAUAUGGGCAAUUACAACACUUACACAUGCUCAGACGAUUGUCUCUAAGUGGUGCACAUGAUGUAUCAUCUAGGUUCACUAAUCAGUAUGGAAAUCCAAAUUUACGUAUUUGUUGUUGUGAUGAAUUAGAGUCGUUGAUGACAACAGAACCAGCAAACAAAACUGUGCUAGAAGCAGUAUACAUAGAUGGAAUUUCCAAUCUCACGGCCUUGCCUAACUGGCUACAACAUCUCAAGUCUCUUCGUCAUCUAUCAAUCACGAACUGCUCACAAUUAGAAACAUUGCCAAGCGGUUUGAAGGAUCUACAUAGGUUGGAAGAUUUGAGGAUUUUCAACUGCCCACAAUUGAAAAGAAGAUGCGAAAAGGAGUUAGGCGAAGAUUGGCCGAUCAUCUCACAUGUGUCAUACGUUGAUAUUUCAUAGGCUCCUCAGAUUUAGUCGGACAUGAUUCAAAAGGUAAGUUAGAAAACCAUUUUAGUUGAAUAAAUAACAGAUCGUUAUAUGCA